CUUCGACAGCCCUAUGUAUAAAUUUCAUGCACUGUGGCAUUUAAAAUACAUGCAUACACUUGAAAUCCGAUGCACACAUAGUUUAAAAGAAUCUCGCUGGAAACAGAUCGAAACAUGAAUCUAAAGCAGACCACUUGGUGUGUUUCUUUCACGACGCUGCUUGCAUGUAUCGUCUUGGUUCAGGGAUACUGGAAAACUCCAGAAGAGGGUCCCACCUGCAAAGCUGAUACAUGCAGAGAAUCUGAUGCUAUAUGUGAAUGCUCUCUCACCAUUGAACACAGGUUGACAAUGACAACAAAAGAUCCUUUACUAGUAGUUCCAUUUGGUGGCAAACUUUACUAUUAUAACGAUACAAACAAACGCCGCCCUCUGUCAGAUUCCGUCAUCAGUGACAUUAUUACGACAGACGGAUAUGGAUCUCGUCUUGUCAUAGCUGUUAAUGAUAAAUUCCCCGGCCCAACCAUAGAAGCUUAUGAAAACCAGCAAAUGAUAAUCCAUGUUAGAAACCUGAUGCAUACUGACUCAACUACGAUACAUUUUCACGGGAUGCACCAGCGCAGGACACCACAUGCUGAUGGUGUAGCCUUUAUAAGUCAAUGUCCAAUUUUGCCUGGACAAACCUUUACCCACAGAUUCACUGCGAGUCCACAUGGAUCCAGUUUCUAUCAUGCACACAUAGGAGAUCAGCGUAGCAUGGGUUUAUAUGGAGGGCUUAUCAUUUAUCCUCGACACAAAUUCUUUCCUCAACCACAAGUUGGAUUCACUGUUCUCUUGCAGGAUUGGAAUCAUAACGAUGAACCUGAAACUUUGUAUCAGCGCAUGCUUAACGGGAUCUACGAUUUUCAAAAAAAUCCACCGACUCGAAUUCAAACAACACAGUCCGUUGAUGGCGCUAAUUUUAGUCGAUUUCAUUUUCACUCUGGACUCGUCAAUGGUAAAGGAAGGUUUUAUUCACCGAAACCAAAUAGGCCUUAUGAACUUCAACACAAUGGAGCCCCUCUUGAAAUCUUUCGCGUAAAGCCACAAAGAACUUAUAGAUUUCGAGUGAUAAGUGCAGCAACUCUUUACCCUUUCCGUGUUUAUGUUCAAGAUCAUCUAGAAAUGACAAUUGUAGCAUCUGAUGGAUUUGAGAUUGUUAAAGGAAUUGGGGAGGAAAGUCAGCCAAUCGUUGUAGAAUCGUUCAUUAUUCAUCCUGGAGAGCGAUUUGAUUUCUUCUUGUUCACAGGAAAGACUAUAAAAUCGUAUCUUUUAGUUGCAGAGAGUAUUGAAGUCCUACCUAGCAAUGUGUAUGAAUAUCAUGCGGCAGAGGCAAUAAUAGAAUACGAAACCUCCACAACGUCAUACGUUACAUCAACAGCAAGCAAUCAGAAAUAUUGUACCAGUGGAACACCAUGUGUAACAUUCAACUGUCCAUAUCUGUAUUACCCCGCCAAUCAGAACAGAUUGUGCCUUCCUUAUGAUGUAGCUAACAGUAAUGAGCCCAAUUCGAGUUAUAGCGAAGUUGCAACCGUUUCUGAAACACUGUUUUUUAACUUUGCUUUUCCUGGGGAACCAGGAAAUACACCUGGUUCGGUUAAUGGACAUGCAUUUGUACCGCCUGUGGCACCUAUACUCACGGAAUCAAAUAACAAACUGCGAACGGUUUGCGAAGACUCAAAAUGCGGCAUUGACUCCGUCUGCGCUUGCACAUAUUCCGUCGAUCUUGACUUUGGGAAGGUAUAUCAGUUUGUAAUUACAAAUAUUGGUAGUGGUCGAGGAUGGUCCCAUCCAGUUCAUCUUCAUGGUCACUACUUUUACGUGUAUAAAAUGGGAUUCGGUGAUUAUAAUCAGAAUACAGCCAAAUUUAUCGCUGAAACAAAUGACAUUGAAUGCAUUGGAACUAAUACUACAAAUUAUUGUAAUUCUGCUAAGUGGAGAAAUCAAACUUGGGGCAACAAUAUUCCUGGUUCAAAAACAAGCUAUCCUCCAGAAAAAGACACCAUAAUAAUUCCAACGGGAGGAUACGUCGUUAUCCGAUUUAAAGCAAACAAUCCUGGAGCCUGGUUCUUUCACUGCCAUAUUGACGUUCACAACACUAACGGGAUGGGGAUGGUUCUUCUGGAGGCGUCAAACAAUUACCCAUCAGCUCCAUCUGGAUUCCCGAAAUGCGGAUUGUUUGAAGAAAAUCAAAACGGAAAUUCAUCUGUUGGAUCAAGAUGUGUAAUCGAUCUGGUAUUCCUGUUGUUCCUGACAUUCGGAAGACUGACAUUCGGAAGACUUGUAGAUAUAAUGUAAACUCUAGUGGGUAAAAUAUAUAAAUUGUGAAUUUAACUAUCAUAUCAUAUAUGAAGGUUGUACAGCAGUAAUAUCUUAUAAGCAUACAUGGUUGGGUAAUUAUGAAUAUGAUAUUUCUGGAAAACAUCAAAGAUAACAUAUUUUCUGUCCUCUCAUUAUCAUAUAUAAUCAGAAACGAGAAGGUUCUCCACUUUUUACCAUGGGGGAAACUGCGUGUAAGCAACAGUACAAAUGCGAUUUUGACCUCUUAGGUUUUGUUUAAUGUAGUGUUGGUGAUAUCAACAAUAACAACAAUUCCCAUUCUCCUGUUAUGACUGUUUGACUGUAAGUGAGCAGCUCAGCAGAAAUGAAAAAUAAUUAGAGAAAUCAGAAGAGUUUUCAAUGUAGAAGUGCAUUUCAUAAAUUCAUUCAUAUGAAUUAGAGGAAAUUCUAGCUAAUUAGUCCCCUACCGACGAAGUCGAGGGGACUUUAGGUUUGCGCUCCGUCCGUCUGCCCAUCAGUCCAGUUUUCCGCACUUUUUUUCUCUGUUCUUGCAGAUAUUUAUUUGAUAUUUGGUAUGUCGCUUUGCUAUAACACGUUACAGAUCAAGUUCGAAUUUCGUCUCAGUCCGUUGAUUUUUCACUUAGUUAUGGCCCUUGGACUUAGAAAAAUAGCAUGAAUAAUCAGUUUUCCAGACUUUUUUUGGAUGUGCUUGCAGAUAUUCAUUUGCUAUUUGGUACAUUGCUUUGCCAUAACAAGUUACAGCUCAAUAUCAAAUUUCAUCUUGGUCCGUUGAUUUUCCAUUAAGUUAUGACCCUUGGACGUAGAAAAAUAGCAUGAAUUGUUAGUUUACAUCCAAGUCUCUUAUCUCUGUAGAUAAGAAUUAAGAAUACUACACUCAUUAAAACUUCUAGCAUAGUAAUACAACAAUAUAGCUAAAUUAUCCAUGAUCAUUUACAUGUCACAGUUUAUUGACUUGGUUAAAGACCUAAAUCUAAUUAUAAAUUUGUCUUUUUUCUUGGUCUAGUCUGUACUCGAAUAGUAGUUGAUUUUCAACCAUUCCUAUCCUGGUUCCCCAAUUUUCCCUUUUACCAUAACCUACAUAUUAAAUGAACGUUGAAUAUUGUUGUGGUACAGUAAUUUUUGCAACCGGUAGGGGACUAUGUAUUGCCAUGCAAUACUCUCAUAAUGCUUGUUAUAUUUCAAAUGUCUAUGAAUUAAAAAUUUGUAUGGAAAUUACAUCUACCAGGUAGCAACAACCGCGCUCGCUAGGUGGCGUGUCAUGGUCUAUUUUUAUUUCUACAGGAAAAGUGGGACGAGGUUCCAUCCUGUUUUUUACGGGCUAGUAUGGAUAAACCUAGAGCCUACGAAUGAUGAGAAGUUUAUCGUUCGGAUCUAAAAUAGCUAUAUUUAGCGUAUCUCACGUGAUUAGGCACAUUCCAGAAAAUCCCUUUGAAACUUAAGCGCUUAAGCAGAGCGAAUAAAUGUAAACAUUGACUUAACGGUGAAAUACACAACAAAGAGUGACAUAUUAAUACAUUUUAUGCAUAAAUAGAUUAUACUGAGGUCAAACAUGGACGAUAAUUGCCCGUGUUCAUAUAGUAUUUGAUUGAUUUCAAUGUCCAAGAAAAGAUAACUCCCAUUAUUAACGUACACAUAACGUACCGGAAGUAUAAAAUAAUACAAUGUUUAUACAUCACAUGUAUUUCUGAAUGAUGGGUGAAUCUUUAUUUUCAUCAGAAUCUUUUUCAUCACACUCACAGACCAGGUCCCCAUACCCCUACCAGUGUCAAUCUGUGACUGAUAGUAGUGCGGUAUUUAAUUUGAUAUAGUCUAGAGGAAAUUCGAAAUAUGGUAGUGACAUUUCUUCCUCACUGAAUUAAUCGGAUUUUUAGUGUUUAAAGAAAAGUGGAGUAUGGACUGGGAGGCUAAUAAUGCUAUUUGCCAAAUUUUCAACAAUAUUAAUUACAAGGCAAGGCAAAUUUAAAGGGGGUCAUAAGCUAUAGAUGAUAAAAUAUUCGCUUGCAAGUUGCACUGCCACUAGUUACACUUAGUGACUUACUUACAGAUAAAUAAAGUAACUUACAGACAAAUAUUUUAUUUAUUUAUCUAUCAUUUCAUUUCAUUUUUUUAAUAUCAUGGUUUGUACUUGAAGAGUCAUUGCAAUAAAGGGACAUUAUUGGGGUUACAAAGAAAUCUGAUCAUGCAGUUUUUAAAUUUCCGAAUUCUGAAAAAAUAAAAAUAAAUAAAUAAUAAACAUUUCAACCAUUCAUUCUCAGACAAAUUCUGAUACCACUCAGCCCCCAGACUGGCCAGAGAGUUCUGCUUCUGUGAAUUCUGAUGCAACUCAGCCUCCAGACUGGCCAGAGAGCCCAGUGUUUCAGUAAAUUCUGAUAAUGAUGCAACUCAGCCACCCACCCACCCCCGACAGCUCUACCAGAAGUUCUCGGAAAAGACUUGCUGAUGUUUAAUAAAUCAGCUUUCCUAUUAGUUUUACUUUUGCUCCUGUUCAUCAGUUCAUUAUGCUAUGGCCCAAUCUGAUUAAAUUUAAGUUCUUUGAUCCGCUCCGUAUACCUCUUCCUUUCCUGUAUCUGUGAAGUCCAGAGGUGAGAUACAUCCUUUCCAAAACAACUAAGAAUGUUCAUGGAACAAUUUAGUAUCAAUUGUUUUCCUUUCUAUGUUGUAUGCCUUAUUUCAAGAAAUAACUUUGGGUAACUUUUUAAUGUGAAAUGGAACAUUUUCCGUUUUUGACAACCUGACGGUAGGAGUGUUUAAGACACUAUACCUCAUUUUCUGUAAGAAAGUGGAGUAAAAGGAAUUCAGAUUUGGAUUCAGCAUACUCAAAAGUGGUAAUUACACCUGAUUUUUAUUGUUUUGGGUAAUGAUGUUUCAAGAAAUAAAGUUGGGUCACUUUUUUAUGUGAAAUGAAACAUUUUCCGUUUUUGACAACCUGACGGUAGGAGUGUUUAAGACACUAUACCUCAUUUUCUGUAAGAAAAUGGAGUAAAAGGAAUUCAGAUUUGGAUUCAGCAUACUCAAAAGUGGUAAUUACACCUGGGUUUUAUUGUUUUGGGUAAAUUUUAAAAAGUGGGUGGUGGUUGCUAUACCAGGGCUCCCUGUAUAGUUUUUUCAGACCCAAACAUUUAUAUUUAAAAUAUGGUGCAGUUCUUUUAACCAUAGUGCACAUGACGACAGAUGAAAAAAGAACCAGACCUUAAUGAUGUAUGCUACUGACAGAAAUUUGAUACCUACAUGCACAUCAAUGAAUAUUUACAGAAUCAUAAGUAAAUAUUGCUUUUGAGAGGAAAACCCCCCCGAAAAAUAGAAAACAAUAUAGAAAAGAAAGAGUUGUUUGAAAAUUUCUCCUCCUCAGAAUAUUAUUCAUUUUAUAACGUAUAGUAAUAACUUUGCAGUUUUACAGUUUAGAAUUGCAAAGUUAAUGUAAUGUAAAACGUUGGAAUGAAAUAUCUCAAAUCAUUAGCUAAUCAGAUUAAAGUAUUGUAAGAAAUAAGGAGUAAAUUCAUUAUCCAAUUAACCUGAGACAAAGUAUAUAAAUACAGCCCUACCACGAUAUUCAGGUACUCUGCUUAUAUGAAUACAGCCCUACCACGAUAUUCAGGUACUCUGCUUAUAUGAAUACAGCCCUACCACGAUAUUCAGGUACUCUGCUUAUAUGAAUACAGCCCUACCACGAUAUUCAGGUACUCUGCUUAUAUAAAUACAGCCCUACCACGAUAUUCAGGUACUCUGCUUAUAUAAAUACAGCCCUACCACGAUAUUCAGAUACUCUGCUUAUAUAAAUACAGCCCUACCACGAUAUUCAGGUACUCUGCUUAUAUAAAUACAGCCCUACCACGAUAUUCUGCUUACUCGGUUCUCUGACAGUGAAAUUUGCAGGUGGGAUAAUUCUAAGGGCUGUAUCGAAAAGCAAGCAGAAAUGCCUUGCAUCUACACGGUAUCUAAGCUUGAUUUUCUCUGUUUGUAACUAGGUUUUACUUAUAGUAAAUUAGAGAAUUUCUAGUAAUACUGUUCGUGUGACUUUUUGAAUUGUUUGUGUCAAUAUAAAAUGUCUCACGUAAAGAGUUCAGUUCACAUUGUUCGACUUCCUUAUCGUGUUAUAUAAGUUCAUAUCUAACGGUGUUUUCCAUAUCAUAUUGCUCUGUAGAUGAUGUAUAAUAUACUAUUUGCUGUUUGUGCUUUUUAGUUUUUAAUAGAUGUACUGUUUUCAACUAUAAUAAACAUGUCAUAUCUUA
Ostrea edulis (European flat oyster) is the source of this 6506-nucleotide messenger RNA. RefSeq lists its product as uncharacterized. Lineage: Eukaryota; Metazoa; Mollusca; Bivalvia; Ostreida; Ostreidae. Gene Ontology annotation, molecular function: oxidoreductase activity; copper ion binding. The transcript is spliced from 3 exons. Bases 115 to 2274 code for a protein of 719 amino acids. The record is from RefSeq and is a predicted model, not a curated record. Gene Ontology annotation, cellular component: plasma membrane. Gene Ontology annotation, biological process: iron ion transport.